Molecule: messenger RNA, 1627 nt
Organism: Cherax quadricarinatus
Lineage: Eukaryota; Metazoa; Arthropoda; Malacostraca; Decapoda; Parastacidae
Source: RefSeq, a predicted model, not a curated record
CCUGACUAGAUGCUUUAUUUUCAGUGCAGGUAUUAUGCUGACGUAUUAUACGAUUGAUGUCUCACUGUUUACCGUAGUCCUGACAUACGGGCUCUUGUCUGGACUAGGAAUUUCCUUGACUUAUGUUACUCCCCUUGCUUGUGGCAUGCAGUGGUAUCCUCAGCAAAAAGGCCUGAUCAAUGGCUUAAUUGUAGCUGGCUUUGGACUUGGUGCUCUGUUUUCAACCAACUUCCAAACUCUUUAUCUCAAUCCUCACAAUAAACCUCCAGAAUCUGAUGGAUACUUUACUGACCCUGACAUACUUGGUAAAGUUCAGUCUGUCUUCAUUCUGCUGGGACUUGUAUUUCUUGUCAUGCAGUAUGUUGGUUGUUUACUCAUUAGCAAGCCUUCAGCUGCUGAAAUGAUGGAAGGUGAAUGCUUGCUGAGUGUCACUGAAGAGCCAGAUGAGAGCAAUGUUGUGCAUUCAAGCACAACCCAGCUGAUAGGAAGAGAUGUUCGACCAGCAGAAGUGAUAAAGAACAAAAAUUUCUACAUCUUUUGGAGUAUUUAUUUAUUAAACACCAUUGCUGUAGGCUACAUUAAUGCCAUGUAUAAAAGUUUUGGUCAAACUUUCAUAAGCGAUGAUCAUUUUUUAGCCGAAAUUGGUUCAUUUGCUGCAGUAUUUAAUGCAGUGGGCAGGAUCGCUUGGGGACGUCUCAUGGAUAAGACUUCAUUCCGAGUUACUAUGCGCAUAUUGACAGUUGUACUGAUGCUACUGUUUGCUACGAUGCCACUAACCAAGCACAUGGGGAAAGCAGGUUUUGCAGGCUGGGUAUGGCUGAUUUUCUUCACGUUCUCUGGGACAUUUGUUUUGAUGCCAACUGUCGUGGAGAAAGCUUUUGGAGCCUCACACUAUUCUGCCAAUUAUGGUCUACUUUUCACAAGCCAGACUGUGUCAGGACCUUUGAUGGCUGCCGUUAACCAGUUGAUGUUGAAUGCUGUUGGUUACACUGGUUGUUUUCUUACAAUUUCAGGAAUACUUUCCUUAAGUGUUGUGAUGACGUUCUUGGUACCCAACAAUCUUUGAAGAACUACUGUGAACAACUCUUGCACUACACAAGAUAUUAAUCUGCACUACCACUCUAAACUUCAGAUCUUAUAUUUUAAGUUUACAUACAUUACUUGAUUGGUAUUCCAUUUUAAUCCCUACACAAAAAAAAUUCUAAUCUCAAACCUAGAAAUACUACAAAAUAUUUGAGAAAAUUUUACACUAGCAAAUACACUAUAUAAUGAAACAGUACGCACACUCUUCCAUUAUACUAAAUCCAAGUCUAUCAGCACUCGUGCCCCCUUCUCCACCCAAAAAAAAAAAAGAGAACAACUGACGCUGUGAUGAAAACCAUUGAUAAAUUCAACAGAUCACUUGUUUAUUGAUCUACAAAAAGUAUUUGAUACUUUUAAUCACAACAAAGUUUUGCAUCAUUAUAAGUUAUCAAUAUGUGACCAUAUUUCAUCAACACUACCCCUAAAUUUUGUGUUACAUCAAAGCAGCAUCCUGGGUCUUGAAUACACACAUGCAUAAACAGAUCACACAGAUAACAAGACUGUUCACCAUUAACUAUUGUUUUAAAAAUAUAAUGCUAAAAUA